GUCCGCGUGGGCCACGAGGGCUGGUGCGGAGAUGCCGCAGCUACUGAGAGGGGGUCGCUGGCGUGCGGUGUUGGCGCGGGUCCGCCGCGCAGUGCUCUUUGCAGGGCCCCGUGGGGCCUCGGGCGGCCCGGGUUGCGCUCGGGACGCCACCUCUGGAGCCGGCGAGCUGCGGGGCGAGCUUGACAGAUUCGGGGGCGUCUCCGUGCGCCUGGCGCGACUGGACGCAAUGCACCGCUUGGACCCGGUUGCCUUCCAGAGGGCUUUGCAGGCUGCAAUACAGAAAUGGAGAUCCGAAGGUAGAGUAGCAGUAUGGCUGCACAUUCCCAUCCUCCAAAGUCGAUUUAUUGCUCCUGCCGCUUCCCUGGGCUUCUGCUUUCACCACGCAGAAUCGGACUCAUCCACGCUGUCUCUGUGGCUGGGAGAGGGGCCCAGCAGAUUACCAGGAUAUGGUACACAUCAAGUGGGAGUUGCAGGAGCUGUAUUUGAUGAAAAUACUAGAAAAAUAUUGGUUGUACAAGAUCGAAAUAAAUUGAAAAAUAUGUGGAAGUUUCCAGGAGGCCUGUCAGAGCCUGGAGAAGAUAUUGGAGAUACAGCAGUUCGAGAAGUUUUUGAAGAGACCGGUAUAAAGUCAGAAUUCAGGUCCCUCCUGAGUAUUCGGCAACAGCACACCCAUCCUGGAGCUUUUGGAAAGUCAGAUAUGUAUAUUAUCUGCCGCCUAAAGCCAUAUUCAUUCACCAUAAAUUUUUGCCAGCAUGAAUGCUUAAGGUGUGAGUGGAUGGAUCUCAGUGACCUAGUCAAGACUGAAAAUACAACUCCGAUCACCAGCAGAGUUGCUAGGCUGCUGCUGUAUGGAUACAGAGAAGGGUUUGACAAGAUUGAUCUGACCAUGGAAGAACUUCCAGCAGUUUACACAGGCUUGUUCUAUAAAAUCUAUCACAAGGAACUGCCAAACAGUUAUAAAACUAUGACAGGCAUGGAUUAAAUUUAUAUUUACAUGAUUUUAAAAUGUUUUAAGUAAAUUGUACCUGUAGAUUAAUGUGUGCCGUAUUAUAAGAAGUAGUGGACAUUUGGGUUAACUAAAUAUCUGACUUAAAUUUUCUAAUGUCUGUGAUUUCCAUGAAGAAAACUUGUUUGUACGUAUGCACAUUUUAAAAGCCUCUUUUCAAAUGAAGCAAAUGUAUGAAAAAGAUUGUAGCUGUAAGUAAGCUUCACUGGAUAAAGGCAAAUUCUAUAUAAAAAGUGGAAGUCUAUGCAUUUUC
Molecule: messenger RNA, 1259 nt
Organism: Aethalodelphis obliquidens (Pacific white-sided dolphin)
Lineage: Eukaryota; Metazoa; Chordata; Mammalia; Artiodactyla; Delphinidae
Gene: NUDT6
Product: nudix hydrolase 6
Exons: 5
Coding region: 32-982 (316 amino acids)
Molecular function (GO): NADH pyrophosphatase activity; NAD binding; ADP-ribose diphosphatase activity
Source: RefSeq, a predicted model, not a curated record